Messenger RNA from Tribolium madens (black flour beetle), 3192 nucleotides. RefSeq lists its product as uncharacterized. The record is from RefSeq and is a predicted model, not a curated record. Gene Ontology annotation, cellular component: cytoplasm. Gene Ontology annotation, molecular function: ubiquitin protein ligase binding. NCBI's taxonomy places the organism in Eukaryota, Metazoa, Arthropoda, Insecta, Coleoptera, Tenebrionidae. Gene Ontology annotation, biological process: proteasome-mediated ubiquitin-dependent protein catabolic process; regulation of proteolysis. The transcript is spliced from 14 exons. The coding region runs from base 15 to 2675 and encodes 886 amino acids.
CCACAUUUUGACAAAUGCAAAGACACAACAAAUGUCAAACAAGUAUGGCCCUUCAUGGUUUUAUCGGCACUUGGGAGAUUAUUGGAUGCGGAUACAUUUCGGGGACUUACAGUGACAAUCAAGGAUUGGAAGGUGUUCGAUUCCGUUUGGAUGAUAAUGGAGACGUCAUUUGGACGGUCCCUGAAGAACUCAAAUCGAUCCCCCUUUUUAGUUGUGAGACGUAUGAGCUUUACAGUACAACAAUAUCAGGGGUUGUUUUGCGUUUUGGGGCUUACGCUGGUCAUGUUUUGGAAUUCAGGUGUGAUCAAAUGGAACCCCGUGACAAUCUCACAAUGACGUGUGAGAGUUGGUGUAUGCUUCAUUGUAAACGCAUUUAUGAGGAUUCCACUGAUAAAUACCAUUCAAUACCAUUUUCUUUACUACCAGCCCUGGAAGACGGCUAUUUUUCAGACUUGACUAUUGUUUCAUCAAAUAAAAAACAAUUUAAGGUUCAUUCAACAAUUUUAAAAUUGCAAGGUUGUGACAUCGAUUGGUUUGCUGACCCUUACCCCUUUAGUAAUCUCCCAGAAGAUGUUUUGGGUACAAUAUUACAUUUUCUUUACGCUGAAUGUCUGCCAGAAAACUUAACGGAAAUUACCACUCAUCAGGUCUUAAAUGCUGUGUCUCAAUACCCCUGUCUUAAUAAACUUGUUAGUAAAUGUAAUUUAUAUUUGAAAAAUAUGGCACUAAAGCAACAAAUAAUUGGUCUAGUCAAUGACAUGCAUGGAAGCAUGAAUCAAAUAAUUGAACACUUUAAUGUAAGAAAUAACCAUUUGUCUUCAGAAAACAUCACUUCAAAUCCUGCAAAACUCUGUUUUGUGGUGAAACAAUCAAUCAGGGAUGCGGCAGUUGCCGGAGUAAAACUGUUAUUGCUCUGUGAUUUGUUUACAAAACGCAAAAACGAACUGUCCCGAGAGGAACGUCACGAAAUAAUCCGUUAUGCGAAAUCGAGGCUUCCCAUAUUUCUGAUGCAACUCCAAAGGUUUUUGCAAGCAUUAAAAAAUACUUUUGGUUCAAUGUCGGCGGCACAACGUCUUGAAGUUGCAACUUUCUUAGUUCCUGAAAUCGAAAUUAUAUUAGAUACAGUUUCCACUUUGAUCGUGCAGGUGGAAAAAGCCUUAUCACAAAUAAUUCAAGUGCUUUCACCCAAUGAUAGUUCCAAAAAUAAAUCAGGGGUCGGAGAAAUGUUAGGCAAAUCGUUACGAAAUGUUUUACACAUAAGAGAAUUAACUAAAUUGGAAAAUUUCCACGAGCACAUAACCUGCAGUCUCGGGCUUCUGCUUCACAAAAGGGAGAAUUUUAAUGACAUGUCUUCGGCUCAAAAAGUUCGUUCAGUUGCGAGGAAUUUAGAGCAGCUCAUUGAGGAGCUUCCAAUAUUUCUUUUGCGUUUGGAGGACGUGACUGCAGCCUUUGAUGAAAAACUCGAAUGGAGAGAAUUCAAGUUUUGUUUCAAAGUUGGCACUAGCAAAGUUUCGGGAAUUUUGCAAAAACUAGUCGCACACAGAGAUAUGUUACAAGAUGUCGUUUUGCAACUUUGCGAACUGGUCCAAAGGGAUUCGUUCAAUCAGUCGUUGCAAAGUUUAGGUUUAUUAGACGCGACUACCACUUCGGCUCAUUCCAAUGAUUGCCAGAAAAUGUCGCCGAGUUCGUGUUAUUCGACCCCGAAACAUCAUCACGGCUAUAAGCUCAAUUUAGUCGAAUCUCUAUGUGUUCCUCCACCUUCGAAUACCAGUAUUUUAUCAAAACUUGCUUUACAAUUAUUUAAAAGUGCGAUCGACCCUGAUAUGGAGUUCGAAAUUGUUGGUAAUAGUGGUGCCAACAGUGAACAAAGCGAAAAUGAAGCGCAGUCGGAGGAAGAACGGAUUAUUAAAGCUCAUCGUGUCAUCGUCGCAGCAAGGUGUGAUUGGUUUAGAAGGGCAUUGUUGUCUGGGAUGAGAGAAGCCAUCGAUAAGAAAAUAAUUAUCCACGAUACAAACCCUUUCCUCUUCCGCAUUUUUCUGGAAUACCUCUACAGCGGUCGGCUCCGCGACGACUCUCUCUCAGUCGAACAACUCGUCGAACUCUUACUCCUAAGCGACCGUUAUGAGGUGGAUUCUUUGAAACAAACAUGCGAAUAUGCCCUUCAACACAGCAUAGAUCUAGAUUCGGCCUUGUAUUUCUUCAAUAUGGCUGAUCAGUACAACGCUCGAAUCUUAAAAAACUUCUGCUUAAGUUUCAUAGCGCAACAUCACGAACUAACCGAAAGCGAGGUAUUCUUUGAAUUGCCCAUCGCACUGCAAGCUGAGAUAUUCGAUUGUGUGUGGACGCAACCACCACCAGCAAAGUCUUCAACAAUGGAACAAUUACUACCCUCAUCUGUUACACCGCCGAGCCCAGAUUCGAGCGUCUCUGAAAGGCACAAAAUACCCGUCUGUCGCAAUUUUCAAUCCGAUUAUCAACAAUCGAACAGUAGUUCGAUUGAAGAUCUUCCACUGGCGCAAGAUGCGGGCCGAUUGGAUAAUUGCAUCAGACAAUUGAGAGAUAUAAUAGGAGAUAGCGCCCCACGAGAGCAAUUAGUACAAGUCGUUUUAGCCGCCGACUACGAUCUAUGUAGAGCGGUGAAUUUCUAUUAUGCCAGAAAUCAAGAAGACGAGUAGCGUUUCCAUUUUUCAUGCACCUUGUUAAUAACUUUAGCAAUUCGAAAAAGACUGCACUUAUUUCGUGAUCGUCUGAAAAUCAAACGUUUUGUGUCAUUAUUUAAUUAUUUAUUGUAUUCUGUUUAUCUCUAUCGCAUAAAGUGUCAUAAUUUUAUUUGCCACUUUAUAUAGUAUUCUUAUGUAUUAUUUUAACAUUCCUGUAGCUUUAUUGUGGUUUUAACGUUGAGAUUAUUUUGAUUACUAGUCAGUUGUUUAGUGGUCUUCUUUUGUAAAUAAUUGGUUUUAUGUAGGCAACGAAAAAUUUUAUUUAGAUUAUUUACACAAGAUGACUAACUUUUAAAUCUAGAUGGAGUCAUUUUAAAGAAGAAAUAUAUACUUAUCGUUUAUUAUUGUUGUGCUAAUACUUAAUUUUCUCGCCAAAUUUUGAUGUUUAGAGUCAAAAUAAUGAAAGAGUUUAGACCUCACUAAAAUAUCGAUGUUACUGUUAUUAUGAUAAUAAAUCUCUUUAUAUCAAGUC